CACUCGAUGUAUGUCAGUGUCAGAAUCACUGUCAGCGCUGCAAAAUUGCGAACUUGCAAAGCAGGCAAAGCAAACAAAUUGAGUCAAAUUGCAUUGCAAUCAUUUAAAUAAUAUAUUAAUUAACAAUGAAUACAAUUUAUGCUUUGGAAAUGGGAAGGAAUAAGAAAUAAAAUUAUUUCAAUGAAUGUUUUGUGAAUAUUUAUUCAUCCAACGCUUAUUUAAAACAACUUUCGAUGUGAUAUAUUUGUACAAUGAAUUCGUUUAUUAUAAUGUGCUUUUUUUGAUUUCGACUAUCGAUUUAAACGAGAGGUUUCAGCGAUGGGGUCAGAGCAGUCGUCGCUGCCCCCAAAGAAACCGUCGCAGCGACCGCCGCCAGUGAGGCGCGGACACACUAUAGCUGUCUCCAAUGUGCCUGAGUCACGCCGCAGCGACCCGCUGGCUAGUGGGAACAACUCCCCCGGGGCCAGUGUUUGUUCUGACUCCGAGCUGCCAUAUAUCUCAUAUACAGUGGACAGACCUAUAGGAGAUUCUCCAAAGACGUCGUCAAAGGGCCAGCGCUCCGUAGACAAGAAGUCUCUGCUGCAGCGUCGCCAGGUGAGCGUCCCGGCGCGGCGCCCGGCGGGGCUCGCGGCGGGUGCGGCGGGUGCGGGGGGCGCGGGGGGCGGGGCGCGCGCUCACGACAUCGUGGUGGUGCGCGCGCCCGGCGGGGAGGCGCUGCAGGAGGACAUACAGCGACUGCAGGAGAUCCCAACGUUUUUGCCGAUAAUGCGCGGCACGCUGGGGCUGCCCGGCGCCCGCGAUCCAGAGGUGUUGGAAGGGCUGCCGUGGCGGGCGCUGGGCGCGCUGGCGGGCCGGCUGGCGGCGCACGCGGCCGCCGGCGCCGCGCACUGCGAGCGCGCGCAGGCGCCGCUGGCGGCCGCGCUGCGGGAGGCGGACUCUGAAAUCUCGAAGCUGUACGGCGCGAUGGUGGAGAAGCAGCGGAGCAACGCGAGGCACGCGGAGCGUCUGUCGCGGGUGCGCGAGGUGGCCCACCAGCUGGCGCGCUGCGGCUCGCUGCUCGCGCAGACGCUACAAGACGUGGAGGAGCUGAACGCCCUGCUGCCGGCCGCGAGCCGCCUCGAGCGCUUCCAGUGGGAGCCGCCGGAGACGGCGCCGCCUCCACUAUAGCUACAUCACCAACUAUAAUUACAUACAUAAGUUAUGUACAUAAGUUUUUAUAAUAAAUAACCGAUAUUCUUUCGUGGGGGAAACCUGGUUAUUUAUUAUUUAAACUUUACUGGUCCUAUUCGUUUUUAUUGAUGCCGGGAACCAACGGCUAGCCUGUUCUAGCAAUUUAAAGAUUAAUUUAAUGGGAGAGCGUGAAUUUACUAUUGCAUAAUUUUUAUGUUUAACUGUACAUAGAGGUUGAGUUGUUAACAUAUACGUACGUACGCGAAAUUCUGCAUAAUUAUAAUAAAUAUAUCCUGUCAUUAUUUGUAUAGCAAAUAUGUAUUAAGUGUGAAAUGAAACAUUUUGUUUAAAGGUGAUAUUAUGUACAUAAUUUAUUGUGAGUUUUGUUUAUAAAGAUGAAGUAUUGUAAAACAUGGUUAUUAAAAAGUGUUAUUUAAGCUGUAAAUAUAUACCAUUAUCUAUGAA
Messenger RNA from Amyelois transitella, 1635 nucleotides. RefSeq names its product BLOC-1-related complex subunit 5 (gene BORCS5). Gene Ontology annotation, cellular component: synaptic vesicle membrane; BORC complex; cytoplasmic side of lysosomal membrane. Lineage: Eukaryota; Metazoa; Arthropoda; Insecta; Lepidoptera; Pyralidae. Bases 319 to 1167 code for a protein of 282 amino acids. The record is from RefSeq and is a predicted model, not a curated record. Gene Ontology annotation, biological process: positive regulation of anterograde synaptic vesicle transport; organelle transport along microtubule; lysosome localization. The transcript has 8 exons.